Messenger RNA from Mya arenaria, 599 nucleotides. RefSeq names its product dynein light chain 2, cytoplasmic-like. Gene Ontology annotation, molecular function: dynein light intermediate chain binding; dynein intermediate chain binding. Gene Ontology annotation, biological process: cilium assembly; microtubule-based process. The record is from RefSeq and is a predicted model, not a curated record. The transcript has 2 exons. The coding region runs from base 158 to 427 and encodes 89 amino acids. Gene Ontology annotation, cellular component: cytoplasmic dynein complex. NCBI's taxonomy places the organism in Eukaryota, Metazoa, Mollusca, Bivalvia, Myida, Myidae.
CUUUUAGAUAGAAGUAUACAGAAACCCAAAUUAGCCAAUGAACGUUAUAUAAUGUUAUGGAAUGUAUUAGUUCCUUAUAGCUCGUUUAUCUAAGGUGUCAUCUUCAUAUAGCUAUCGAGUAUUCGGAUUUGUAAAGCUUAAGAAUUAAUCUGCGGCCAUGGCUGAAAGGAAAGCUGUCAUAAAGAAUGCUGACAUGUCAGAAGAGAUGCAGCAGGAUGCCGUAGACUGCGCGACUCAGGCCCUCGAGAAAUUUAACAUCGAAAAGGACAUCGCUGCCUUUAUGAAGAAAGAAUUCGACAAAAAGUACAACCCGACAUGGCACGCAAUUGUUGGCCGCAACUUUGGCAGCUACGUAACCCACGAGACCAAGCAUUUCAUCUAUUUUUAUCUUGGACAAGUUGCAAUCUUGUUGUUUAAAUCUGGAUGAAGAAAAAAAUCUCAGUGGUCUAUAACGAUGGAUAUUAUUUUUUUGUGUUUACAGUUAAUCUCUUGUUUUAGGAUCCAGCAGUUUAAGAUAAUAUACAAUUUGUGUGUACUAUUUUGUCAUUAAGAAGUUUAAUAAUGUUAUCAUAAUGGGUUUAAAUAAAUGUUGAACUCUG